This is a messenger RNA of Monopterus albus (swamp eel), 1918 nucleotides long. Its product is annotated as actin-related protein 3. The record is from RefSeq and is a predicted model, not a curated record. The transcript has 12 exons. NCBI's taxonomy places the organism in Eukaryota, Metazoa, Chordata, Actinopteri, Synbranchiformes, Synbranchidae. Bases 144 to 1400 code for a protein of 418 amino acids.
UCAUCAAACCCGGAAGCGUUCCCAACUCGGCCGUGGUUGUUGGUCAUUCAGGCUGCUGUGGUUUAGAUCACUUGCUGUUAAGGUAUCCGUUUACAUCGGGCGUCGGACAUAUUCACUUGUAGGUGUAUUCAAGGAAAGCAAGAAUGGCUGGUCGGCUACCGGCUUGUGUCGUUGACUGUGGAACAGGGUACACAAAACUUGGUUAUGCAGGAAACACAGAACCACAGUUCAUCAUGCCUUCAUGUAUUGCAAUCAAAGAAUCAGCCAAGGUCGGAGACCAGGCCCAGCGUAGGAUGAUGAAGGGCGUUGAUGACCUGGACUUCUUCAUUGGCGAUGAAGCCAUCGACAAACCAUCAUAUGCAACAAAGUGGCCCAUCCGUCAUGGGAUAGUGGAGGACUGGGACCUGAUGGAGAGAUUUAUGGAGCAGAUCAUCUUCAAGUAUCUGCGGGCAGAACCUGAAGAUCAUUAUUUCCUUUUGACAGAGCCUCCCCUCAACACACCAGAAAACAGAGAGUACACAGCAGAGAUUAUGUUUGAGUCCUUCAAUGUCCCAGGUCUCUACAUUGCUGUUCAGGCUGUCCUGGCACUGGCUGCCUCCUGGACAUCCAGACAGGUGGGAGAACGGACAUUGACGGGCACCGUGAUUGACAGUGGAGACGGAGUCACACACGUCAUCCCAGUGGCUGAAGGUUACGUCAUCGGGAGCUGCAUUAAGCACAUCCCCAUCGCUGGUCGAGACAUAACGUACUUCAUCCAGCAGCUGCUGAGGGAGCGGGAGGUGGGGAUACCUCCAGAGCAGUCUCUGGAGACGGCUAAAGCUGUCAAGGAGCGAUUCAGCUACGUCUGCCCCGACCUUGUCAAGGAGUUUAACAAAUACGACACAGACGGCUCCAAGUGGAUCAAACAGUUCACAGGCGUCAAUGCCAUUACCAAGAAGGAGUUCACCAUCGAUGUUGGUUACGAGCGUUUCCUUGGCCCUGAGAUCUUCUUCCAUCCUGAGUUUGCGAACCCAGAUUUUACCCAGCCGAUCUCGGAGGUGGUGGAUGAAGUCAUCCAGAACUGCCCCAUUGAUGUCAGACGUCCACUGUAUAAGAACAUCGUACUCUCCGGAGGCUCCACUAUGUUCAGAGACUUUGGCAGGCGUCUGCAAAGGGACCUCAAGAGAACUGUGGAUGCACGACUGAAAAUGAGUGAAGAGCUGAGCGGUGGAAAGUUGAAGCCCAAGCCCAUUGAUGUGCAAGUCAUCACUCAUCACAUGCAGAGAUACGCUGUCUGGUUCGGAGGAUCAAUGCUGGCGUCUACUCCUGAGUUUUACCAAGUGUGCCACACCAAGAAAGACUACGAGGAGAUCGGGCCAAGCAUCUGUCGCCACAACCCCGUAUUUGGAGUCAUGUCUUAGGCCUCAGAGGGAGCGCAGUCAGCGGAGGAUGAGGAAAAACGGAGGAAGCGCUGCAAAACCUCACAUGCUGUGGAAGUCCCAUGAGCCUUUGCACGGAUGCUCCGACAGACCUGUUCAUUCGGAUAGAGCGGCAGUGGACCAAACAAACUGCCAGAAGUGUGACAUCGUCACAAAUUAGAGGAAAGAACUGACUCAGCCCAAAGGAUCCUUGAAUUAAUUGUUUACUACAAGUAGGUUAAUAAUAGGUGAUUAAUUUCUGCGUGCCUCAUAUGUACUUAUUAUAUCCUCACAGGGUUGUAAUAUGUAAUUAAGGAGUCCUGUAUAAAUGCACUUCUCUGUGUAUAUGGGUUGGGUUCAAUAUGUUAAAUAUUGUAAGUAAAAAUGGAAACGUAGAGGUUGUUCCAUGAAGCUGGGCAUGCUUAGCUAGAUCCACAAGCAUUGAAUAAAUCAUCUUUUUGAUAACUGAGAUAUCAAAUGGGUGCAAACGUACAUUAUUAUAAAAAAAAAAAAAAUUUCAC